Molecule: messenger RNA, 4183 nt
Organism: Daktulosphaira vitifoliae (grape phylloxera)
Lineage: Eukaryota; Metazoa; Arthropoda; Insecta; Hemiptera; Phylloxeridae
Gene: Sra-1
Product: cytoplasmic FMR1-interacting protein
Exons: 12
Coding region: 232-4089 (1285 amino acids)
Biological process (GO): axon guidance; cell projection assembly; cell morphogenesis
Cellular component (GO): SCAR complex; neuron projection; synapse
Molecular function (GO): small GTPase binding; RNA 7-methylguanosine cap binding
Source: RefSeq, a predicted model, not a curated record
CUCAAAUCUGUGAGAUACAAUUAUAAUUGUUACAUAAUUGUAGGGAGGCUACAAUUACCGGAUGAUUGUAAAGUUUUGUAGUUGUAAAAAAUACUGAUAAAUUAAUAAAUAAUUUCAUUAAUAUUUAAUGAUGUGUUUUUUUAAAUAUAUGUUUUUAUUUUCAUUUUUUAUAAAUUAUAGUUUUAAAUGAAAUAUAGUACGAUUUUUAUUUCUUAAUAAAACAGCUAAGAUAUGGCUACUGAUAAAGUUACUUUAACUGAUGCUUUAUCCAACGUGGAUGUACUAGAUGAACUGACAUUGCCAGAUGAACAACCAUGUAUUGAAGCCCAGCCAUGUUCAAUUUUAUAUCAAGCUGAUUUUGAUACUAACUUUGAAGACCGCAACGGUUUUGUAACUGGUAUUGCCAAGUACAUAGAAGAAGCUACUGUGCACGCUAGUCUUAAUGAGUUAUUAGAUGAAGGCCAAGUACAUGCUGUUAUGCUAUAUACAUGGCGGUGCUGCUCUCGAGCUAUUCCACAACCAAAAUCUAAUGAACAACCUAAUCGUGUUGAAAUUUAUGAAAAAACUGUUGAAGUUUUAGGUCCUGAAGUCAAUAAGCUUCUUCAGUUUAUGUAUUUUCAGCGUAAAGCAAUAGAACGAUUUUGUGGAGAAGUUAAACGGUUAUGCCAUGCUGAAAAACGGAAAGAUUUUGUAUCAGAAGCAUAUCUUUUAACUCUGGGAAAGUUUAUUAAUAUGUUUGCUGUACUUGAUGAACUAAAAAAUAUGAAAUCUAGUGUUAAAAAUGACUAUUCCAGUUAUCGCCGUGCAGCUCAAUUUCUCAAAGUGAUGGCUGAUUCCCAUACACUUCAAGAAUCCCAAAAUCUAUCAAUGUUUUUAGCUACCCAAAAUAAAAUUCGUGACACUGUAAAAGAAAAUUUAGAAAAAAUUCCAGCUUAUGAAGAGCUGUUAUCGGAUGUUGUUAAUUUAUGUGUACAAAUGUUUGAAUCAAAAAUGUAUCUUACACCAUCUGAAAAACAUAUGUUGGUCAAAGUUAUGGGUUUUGGAUUAUUCCUUAUGGAUAAUGAACUAUGCAAUAUUAAUAAGUUGGAUCAGAAAAAAAAACUAAACUUGGGAAAAAUUGAUCGGAUUUUUAAAAACCUUGAAGUUGUGCCUUUAUUUGGAGACAUGCAAAUAGCACCUUUUAAUUACAUUAAACGUUCAAAACAUUUUGAACCCGGAAGAUGGCCAUUGUCAAGUUCUCCUCAAAUAAGUCCACAAGCUGAUCUCAUGGUACAUUUACCUCAAAUUAGAGAAGACCAUGUGAAAUAUAUUAGUGAGUUAGCACGUUAUAGCAAUGAAGUAACUACUACAUAUAAAGAAACAAGAACAGAUAUUGAAAAUAAAGACACUGCCGAGUUAGCAUUGAGAGGUUUACAACUUUUAUCUGAAUGGACAAGUGUUGUAACUGAGCUUUAUUCAUGGAAAUUAUUACAUCCUACUGAUCAUCAUCAAAAUAAAGAAUGUCCUAUAGAAGCUGAAGAAUAUGAAAGAGCAACUCGUUAUAAUUAUACUGAUGAAGAAAAAUUUGCUCUUAUCGAAGUCAUUGCAAUGAUAAAAGGAUUGCAAGUUCUUAUGGCUCGAAUGGAAACAGUUUUUACUGACACAAUUCGACGUAAUAUUUAUGCUGAGUUACAAGAUUUUGUACAAUUAAUUCUAAGAGAACCUUUAAGAAAAGCAAUUAAAAACAAAAGAGAUUUGAUAAGAAGUAUAUUAGUAUCUGUUCGAGAAACUUGUGCUGAUUGGCAAAGAGGUGUUGAACCUUCAGCAGAUCCAGCUUUGAAAGGAAAAAAAGAUCCAGAUGUUGGUUUUGGGAUCAAAGUACCCAGGAGAAAUGUUGGUCCAUCAUCUACUCAACUUUACAUGGUGAGAACUAUGUUGGAAUCAUUGAUAGCUGAUAAAUCUGGUGGUAAAAGAACAUUACGUAAAGAUAUUGAUGGUCAGUAUUUAAUGCAGAUUGAUCAAUUUCAUAAAACAUCAUUUUUUUGGAGUUAUUUACUUGGAUUUAGUCAAUCCUUACAAGAAUGUUGUGAUUUAUCACAACUAUGGUAUCGUGAAUUUUAUUUAGAAAUGACUAUGGCCAGAAGAAUUCAAAAAUGUACUGUCAAACAUCAGCAUAAUGAAGAAUGUAGUGAUCUUAUUACUAUGGAAAAAAGAAUUCAAUUUCCUAUUGAAAUGUCAAUGCCAUGGAUAUUGACUGAUCAUAUUUUAAAAACUAAAGAGCCCUCUAUGAUGGAAUAUGUUUUAUAUCCCCUUGAUUUAUAUAACGAUAGUGCACAAUAUGCAUUGACUGUAUUUCGAAAGCAAUUUUUGUAUGAUGAAGUUGAAGCUGAAGUGAAUUUAUGUUUUGAUCAAUUUGUUUACAAGUUAAGUGAACAAAUUUUUGCUCAUUAUAAACAAUUAGCUUCCAGUAUAUUGUUGGAUAAAAGAUUCCGUGUAGAAUGUGUUGCUAUGGGAACUUAUCUUGUGCUUUACCCUAGAGCAAAUAGAUAUGAGACUUUGUUGAAACAACGGCAUGUUCAAUUAUUAGGCCGAAGUGUUGAUUUAAAUAAAUUAAUUACUCAAAGAGUCAAUGCAGAUAUGUUGAAAUCUUUAGAAUUGGCUAUUGCUAAGUUUGAAGGUGGUGAUAUAACUGGUAUUGUUGAAUUAGAAGGUAUUAUGCAAGUUAAUAGAUUAUGCCAUAAAUUGUUAAGUAAACAUCUAGCUUUGGAUGAGUUUGAUGCUAUGUUCCGUGAAGCUAAUCAUAAUGUGUUGGCGCCUUAUGGUCGUAUUACCUUACAUGUUUUCUGGGAGUUAAAUUAUGAUUUUUUGCCAAACUAUUGUUAUAAUGCUGCCACAAAUCGUUUUGUAAAGUGUAAAGGUUUGAAUUUCACACAAGAUGUUCAUAGAGACAAACCUCCACAAAUGGGUCAUCAAUAUUUAUGGGGAAGUAAACAAUUAAAUCUUGCAUACACUACUAUUUUUGGACAAUAUAAUGGGUUUGUUGGAACCCCUCAUUUUCGAACUAUGUGUAAGAUGCUAGGUUAUCAAGGCAUUGCAGUGGUAAUGGAAGAGUUGUUAAAAAUUGUAAAAUCAUUAAUUCAAGGAAAUCUUCUUCAAUUUGCAAAGACAUUAAUGGAAGCCAUGCCUAGACAAUGCAAGUUACCUCGAUAUGAUUAUGGUUCACCUGGUGUAUUAGGCUAUUAUCAUGCUCAAUUAAAUGAUAUUGUUCAAUAUCCUGAUGCCAAAACAGAAUUAUUUCAUAAUUUUCGAGAACUAGGUAAUACAAUUCUAUUUUGCUUAUUAAUGGAACAAGCACUAUCACAGGAAGAAGUUUGCGAUCUCUUGCAUGCUGCACCAUUUCAGAAUAUUUUACCUAGGCCAUUUACUAAAGAGGGAGAAAAAACUGAAAGCAAGCAAAAAAGAUUAGAAGCAAAAUAUGCUGCUCUUCAAAUAGUUCCUAACAUUGAACGUUAUGGAACUGCUAAGCAAGUUGGAAUAGCUCGUGAUGGUGACUUAUUAACACGUGAAAGGUUAUGCUGUGGGCUAUCUAUAUUUGAAGUAGUAUUAUCUAGAUUGCGUGGUAUGUUAGAUGAUCCUGUAUGGGUUGGACCACCACCACAAAAUGGUGUAAUGAACAUUGACGAGUGUACAGAGUUUCAUAGGUUAUGGUCAGCACUUCAGUUUGUAUAUUGCAUACCAGUAGGUGAAACUGAAUUUACUGUUGAGCAAUUGUUUGGUGAAGGUUUACAUUGGGCUGGCUGCACCAUGAUUGUACUUCUUGGACAACAAAGGCGAUUUGAAGCUUUAGAUUUUUGCUAUCAUAUUUUACGAGUUCAAAGAGUAGAUAGUAAAGACGAUAAUGUCAAAGGAAUUCAUCUAAAACGUAUGGUGGAUAGAAUACGUAGAUUCCAGGUGUUAAAUUCACAAAUAUUUGCAACUUUAAAUAAAUAUUUAAAAGCAAAUGAGACAGAUGCAAGUGCAGUUGAACAUGUUAGAUGUUUUCCACCACCUAUACAUCCAUCUCAUCCAUCAUCUCAUUAUUAUCGGCCUGAUCAAGCUGGAUCUCGUUAAUAUGACAUAACAUUAAUUCAAAAUUUAUAAUUCAUAAAUAAUAAUACAUAAUCAUAACUAUUUGAUAACAUUAAAUUUUUUAGUUAAUUCUAUA